Vicia villosa (hairy vetch) is the source of this 939-nucleotide messenger RNA. RefSeq names its product B3 domain-containing protein At2g31720-like. The coding region runs from base 1 to 939 and encodes 312 amino acids. Lineage: Eukaryota; Viridiplantae; Streptophyta; Magnoliopsida; Fabales; Fabaceae. Gene Ontology annotation, molecular function: DNA binding. The transcript has a single exon. The record is from RefSeq and is a predicted model, not a curated record.
AUGGAGAAGAAUACUACAAUGUUACAAAAUUCAGAAGUCAUGAUGAUGCAAAAGAAAGCUAUGGCUAUUGAGAAGAUCAAUGCAUAUAUGCAAAAGAUGAAAACAAUGAAAAAGAAAUUUGAUCCACUAUCUCAUUUUUCUUUGCAUAGAGUGUUAUCUCAAGAGUCUCCACAAUUUUAUACUGAAGAUGAGUUAGCACAAAUAGAGAAAAUCAAUCACAUUGCGUGUCAAGAAGCAAACCUCCCUCUUAUUUCAAAAUGUAAUGUGAAAAGAGUAGAAGUCAAUGAUAAAAAAAGGUGUCGUCCAAGUAAUGAAGAUAUCAUGUCUGAUGAAGAAAGAAGAGUGAAAUCAAAGUCCGCAAUUACGAGGAAACCAAUAAUUCGCAAGAAAGAAACUGUGCUAUCACCGCCACCAGAAUUGCCUAAUCAUGUCAAUAACAUGAUCAAAGUGUUGAAUGGUAGUGAUAUUAAAUAUAUCAUGUGUAAGGAAUUGUAUAAUACAGAUCUCAACCAUAACAACAAUCGUCUUUCAAUGCCAAUUUCACAAAUCAAGUCUGAUUUUCUCACAGAAAUAGAAAAGGCAUCAUUGAAAACAAGAGAUCAAGAAGGAAGACCGUUUGGUUUAAAAGUGACUGUGUUAGAUCCUUGUUUUAACGAGUUUUCAUUGUCUUUAAAGAAGUGGGACAUGAAAACUACUAGUAUUUAUAAUCUUCAUCAAGAUUGGACACCUGUUUUGUUGAAAAAUAACUUUAAAGAGCAUCAAAAACUUGACAUUUGGUCAUUUAGGGUUAAUGACAAGUUAUACCUUUUACUCAAUGAUAACAAGUCACAAGAAAUUGAAAAAAGUAAAGAGCCGAAGAAUUCAACUAUGGUUUCGAAGACAGAAGAGAUGAAGAAUGAAGAUGUUAAAAGAGUGAAGAUUGCCAAGAGUAUUGAUUAA